Molecule: messenger RNA, 642 nt
Organism: Acromyrmex echinatior (Panamanian leafcutter ant)
Lineage: Eukaryota; Metazoa; Arthropoda; Insecta; Hymenoptera; Formicidae
Product: RCC1 and BTB domain-containing protein 1-like
Source: RefSeq, a predicted model, not a curated record
AUGUGCUUGAAUCUACGUAGCUGGCCAGUCUUCAGUUCACUGGAGCCAAAAUUUAUUCCCGAGGUUGACAUGGUAUUUCUAUUAUUACUUACCGAACGUCUCAAAACAGGUAAAUUGGGUAAAAGUGCCUUAAUUGUAACAAAAGACAAGAAAGUAUAUGACCUGAUGAAUGACAAUCUCCAUGCUUUGGAGAGCAGAGACAAAAGCUCUUCUAUGCUAUAUCUGAAGGAGAUUAAGGAUUUGUGUAGAAAAGAUAUAAAAACGUUUGCGUAUGGCAGGGGAUCUCACAUGUUGGCACUCACGAAUGGAGGAGAGAAUGGAACAUUUAAUAUGGAUCUCACAUUUACUUUAAUAAACAUCCCUAUUAUUCAAGAUAGUCGGAACAUGAAGCACGUCGUGAACAUCGCAUGCGGCAAUAAACAUUCCAUCAUUCUAAUCAAGAAUGAUGAAGUAAAUAAACAUCGUUAUGCCUGGGAAUUAAAUAAUAGUGAACAGGCGGGUAACAGUACCUAUAGACUUCCUAUAACACCUAAGCUUAUUUUGUCUAAUGUUGGUUGUAUCUCCUGCGGCGAUAACUUCAUCAUGGCUGUCACUAGAAAUGGCAAGGUAUAUGAUUCGGGCAAUAACGACGUGGCUAAUUAG